Messenger RNA from Oenanthe melanoleuca, 2023 nucleotides. RefSeq names its product integrin subunit beta 3 binding protein (gene ITGB3BP). The transcript is spliced from 8 exons. Gene Ontology annotation, cellular component: nucleoplasm. NCBI's taxonomy places the organism in Eukaryota, Metazoa, Chordata, Aves, Passeriformes, Muscicapidae. Gene Ontology annotation, biological process: CENP-A containing chromatin assembly; regulation of DNA-templated transcription. Bases 70 to 672 code for a protein of 200 amino acids. The record is from RefSeq and is a predicted model, not a curated record.
AGCCGGCGGCGUUUGGCGGGCGCACGGCGGGAGCUCCGAAGGGGAGGCGGCGGCGGGAACGGCUCCGGGAUGUCGGUUAAGAGGGCAUUAAAUUUGGACUCUGUUAAAAAAGAUGAUCCACCUGAUGCAACCCCCCAGAAGACCAAAAGGAGCAAUCUCUCCUACUCCCCAACCACAGGCACGUGCCAGAUGAGCCCCUUCUCCUCUCCCAUGAGCCACAGGGCACAGAAUGCCAGGAAUGCCCCAGCAGAGGGAGAUGGGAACGAGCAGAGCGAUGCCAAGAGCGGAUUGUCCAGGAGAGGGCAGCCUCAAACAGAGCACGAUGUGUUCCUGCAGCUGCACUCCCAAGUGAGAAAUUCCUUGCCCAGAAUUCUGAAACUAAGAGCAAAUCUGACAAGCCUGAAGGCUUUGGAGGGCAGUAGAGAGCUGGAAAAUAUCCUGGAAGCCUCACACUCGUCCUGUGUGCUGAGUGCUGAACUGGAGAAAACCCAAGCGCUGGUGAGUCAAGCAGAAAAACUGCAGCUGUUGAAAGCAAACCAUGGAGAAGUCCCUGCCCGAGGGCACAUCCAGGCUGCCGGGGGUGCUGCACUCCUGACCUCACUCCCUGACAGAGGGAAGGAGCCCCUGGGCCUGCUCCUGACCUUGCCCAGCACUGAGGCACGGCCAGAGUGACCAGGACCAGGAUCCUUCUCUGAAACCACGUGCACAGAGCUCUGGGGUGUCCUGCAGGCUGCAGGGGCCUCAGGGGAAUCAGUUGUUUCUGUGCCUGUGGGAUUUGUUCUGGUUUGUUGAGCACCCUGACAGAGAAACUCCAGAAACUCUGCUCCCCUGCUAAAACAUCCUGUGCUGUUUCUCCUCAACUUGUUGCUGCUUUGGCUGCUUGUCCUUAUUGCAGCAUUUCUCCUCACCAGUUUGUUCCUCCUCUUGGAGGUUACUUGUCCUUGUUCCUUAAGACAUCCCAAAAUGUUCCUGCAGCUCCAGGCAGAGGGGCUGGUGCCCUGCCUUGCCUUGGGCUCUGUGUGUGUUUUACUGGACAUCCCAUCCAGAACUCCAAACAGAUCCCAUGAAUGAUGUCUAAUUGCUAUUUAUUUUAGUCAUUCCUCAUCUCCCCACAGGCAUUAUAUGAAAAAUGCAUUCCACAUCAACCCAAACUUCUCCAUCUGCUGGACUGGACUUAAAAGGAGCGAAGAGCUGAGUGUAAACCAAUCUCCCCAGCAAAUCCCAGCUGGGGAGCGCUCGCUGUGCCGGGCAGGUGCACGUCCAGAUAACAUUUCUGGCAUCUAUUUCAACUUAACAAUGUGCACAAGCAGAUAAUCUCAAUGUAAAUAAUCCACCCUGGGUGCUGUGCAGCCCUGUGCCAGUGGGCUUGGUGCUGGCUGGAAAUUAACUGUGACUUCUGGAGGGCUCCUCCAGCUCUGCUCUGAGGCUGGAGGCAGCUCUGCAGUGCCAGGAAUUCAUUAUUCCCACCUUGGAUGUGUUUUGGUUGUUUGCAAACACUUUCCCUGGUGGUGCUGCCACGGCUGGGGACAGAUUUGUCACCCACACGAGGGUUCCUCUAAAGUCAGCCCCAGCCCCAGCAUGAAAAGACCUCAGCCUCCAACCCAGCAUUAACACCCAGGGCUCUGGUGUUAAUUGUUCUGGUCUUUGCUUUUAGGUCAACAUUUGAGUUUGGUUUUGGCAUUUAAUGCAGUAGGAGCAGAAUUGUUAUAUAUAAACCAACUUUUUUAAUAAACCGGCUGCUUUUCUCUUUCCUUCUCCUCAGCCUCGUCCCUCUGGCCAAGUGAAUCCCCUGCAUCUGAAAUCCUUGCAAAUUAGGCUGAAAAAGUGCAGUAAAAUGAUUUGUUCUUAUCAAAGUCCACCAUAAACACUAACACUUGAAUGUGCUUUUUACCACUGCAAAGUCCCAUCCUCAAAUAAACUGAAAUUCUGAGCACCAGCAGGAUAAAUGUGUUCAGGGUGUGGCUGAACAUACACAUGCUCAAGCUUUGGGAUUUUGAAUUAAUAAAAGUGGUUUUGCACUUCA